Acaulospora morrowiae is the source of this 6717-nucleotide messenger RNA. NCBI's taxonomy places the organism in Eukaryota, Fungi, Glomeromycota, Glomeromycetes, Diversisporales, Acaulosporaceae. The record is from the annotation of a GenBank genome assembly.
AUGACAAGUAUAGCUGAUUCCGAAGGUGAACCUUCUGUUGCUUCUAAUUCAAACAUAAAAGUCGCUGUCAAUGAAACACCUACUCAAGUAAUAAAAAACAAGGCACUUGUUCUUUCGCCAUUUUCACCACGUUCACCACGUUUGCCAGUUCCGCCAGUCACUGCGCGUCCUCCGUCGGCAAAAUCGGAUACUGUCAUCGCGACUUUAGUUUUAAAAGAUGGCACUAGUUAUCAGGGCUUUUCAUUCGGCGCUGAAAGUAGAUCAGUGGCAGGAGAAUGUGUUUUUCAAACUGGUAUGGUCGGUUAUCCCGAGUCUCUGACCGAUCCCUCUUACCGAGGACAGGUUCUUGUGUUAACAUUUCCCCUGAUAGGCAAUUAUGGAGUUCCUUCAUGCGAUGAUAUGGAGUCUCUUUUCAAAGACAUUCCAAAGCAUUUUGAAUCUCGUGAAAUACAUGUCGCUGGUUUGGUUAUUGGACAAUAUUCACAAAAAUUUUCUCAUUAUUUGGCAAACUCUUCCUUGUCCGAUUGGCUAAAAGAGAACGAUAUUCCAGCCAUAUAUGGAAUUGAUACGCGUGCUCUAACGAAAAAGAUUCGUACUCAAGGUGUACUUUUAGUAAAGAUUUUAUUUCCAAAGAGCGUAGUUGGAAAUACAGCUUUGGGUAUAUCGGAGGGAAAUGAUUCUUUAUCCGUAGAUGGUGUAAGUUAUCAAGAACCUUGGUUGCUUGAUUAUCAGGAUGUUCCAUGGGUAGAUCCAAAUGAGAAAAACUUGGUUGCAGAAGUUUCAAUUAACGAACCCAAAUUAUACGAACCUGAUCCAUCGAAGGCUAUUACUGAUGCUAACGGAAGAACUUUACGUGUUAUAGCGAUUGACGUUGGUAUGAAAUACAAUCAAAUCCGAUGCUUGGUCAAUCGUGGUGUUGAGUUAUUAGUGGUUCCUUGGGAUUAUAAUUUUAACGCGGAAAAAGAAUAUCAUGGUGAUCCAACUAUGGUUGAAAAAACUAUUGAACAUCUAAGAGAAGCGUUAAAGAAAGCAAAAACACCAAUUUUUGGAAUUUGCCUGGGACAUCAAUUGUUAAGUUUGGCAUCUGACGCCAAAACUGUAAAGAUGAAAUAUGGUAAUCGUGGUCAAAACAUCCCGUGCACAGAUAUGAUCUCUGGGCGUUGUUAUAUAACUUCUCAAAAUCAUGGUUACGCGGUUGAUGCAAGCACACUUCCUCCUGACUUUCAAGAAUUGUUCGUUAACGCAAACGAUGGUUCAAACGAAGGAAUAAUACACAAAUCCCUACCCAUUUUCUCGGUUCAAUUUCAUCCAGAAGCAACACCAGGUCCAAAGGAUACCGAAUAUUUGUUUGAUGUGUUCAUCGAAAGUGUAAAACAAUCUAAUUUAGCACGCAAGUUAGUGCCUUUAAAAAUGCCAGGUGGAAAUAAGGAAGAAAAUUCAAGAAGAAAUCCACGUGAAUUUGAUUACUCUGGAAGUCAGGCUAUUAAAGCUUUGAAAGAAGAAGGGAUUUAUACAAUUUUGAUUAACCCAAAUAUUGCAACAAUACAAACCUCUCAUUCACUGGCUGACAAAGUAUUCUUCCUUCCGGUGAAUCCGGAAUUCGUUCUUAAAGUUAUCAAGUACGAAAAACCUGAUGGAAUAUAUGUAACAUUUGGGGGGCAGACUGCCUUAAAUGUGGGUAUUAAGCUCAAGGACGAAUUCGAGAAGCUGGGAAUAAAAGUUUUGGGAACUCCUAUAGACACAAUAAUAAUGACCGAGGAUCGUGAGCUGUUUGCACAGAAAAUAUUUGAGAUUAAGGAAAAAUGCGCAGAAUCUGCACCCGCUACUAAUGUACAAGAAGCCUUAGACGCAGCACAAAAUAUUGGUUACCCUGUUAUAUGUCGUGCCGCAUACGCUCUUGGUGGCCUGGGCUCUGGAUUUGCUGAGAAUGAGACACAAUUGGCUGAGCUUUGCGCCAAAGCUUUCGCUACCAGUCCUCAAGUAUUAAUCGAACGAUCGAUGAAAGGCUGGAAAGAAAUCGAAUACGAAGUUGUUAGAGAUUGUCGUGACAAUUGUAUUACUGUUUGCAAUAUGGAGAAUUUUGAUCCUCUUGGAAUCCAUACGGGUGACUCCAUUGUGGUUGCGCCAUCACAGACUCUUUCGGACGAAGAUUAUAAUAUGCUUCGAACAACGGCAAUUAAUGUGAUCCGUCAUCUUGGAGUCAUCGGCGAAUGUAAUAUUCAGUACGCGUUGAAUCCGUUCUCUAAAGAAUAUUGUAUUAUUGAGGUGAACGCGCGUCUGUCUCGUUCGUCUGCACUUGCAUCCAAAGCUACAGGUUAUCCUUUAGCUUUCGUUGCUGCCAAGCUUGGUUUGGGUAUACCAUUAAACGAAAUUAAUAAUUCUGUGACCAAAGUCACGUGUGCCUGUUUCGAGCCUAGUUUGGACUAUGUAGUGGUUAAAAUUCCAAGGUGGGAUUUAAAGAAAUUUACUCGGGUAGACAAAGCUUUGAGCUCAUCGAUGAAGUCAGUUGGAGAGGUUAUGAGCAUUGGUCGUACUUUUGAAGAAACCAUUCAAAAAGCAAUCAGAGCUAUUGAAUAUAGUUUUGUGGGAUUCAGUCAGAACGAUCUGGUGGACGAUAUCGAAAGCGAAUUGGUUAAUCCAUCCGAUUUACGUUUGUUCGCUAUCGCCAAUGCCAUGCAUAAAGGCUAUACUGUUGAUCAAAUUUGGGAAUUUACCAAAAUAGACAAAUGGUUUUUACAUAAGCUACAAAACAUUAUCGAAUUAGAACGACUGUUGAAAAAGUUUAACCAUUCCAAUAUUUCGUCUGAGUUGUUACUGAGUGCUAAACAAUUGGGUUUCUCCGAUCGUCAAAUAGCAAGAGCUCUAAAUAGCAACGAGCUGUCUGUCAGGAGGAUCAGAAAGAAGCAUGGAAUAAUACCUUUUGUAAAACAGAUUGAUACCGUCGCUGCCGAAUUUCCAGCACAAACGAAUUACCUUUAUAUCACAUAUAAUGCCGUGGAAAAUGACAUAUCCUUUAAUGAAAAAGGAGUUAUGGUACUUGGAUCUGGAGUCUAUCGCAUUGGUAGUUCAGUAGAGUUCGACUGGUGUGCCGUACGUGCUAUUCGAACAUUACGGGACAAGAAGAUUAAGACAAUCAUGGUCAAUUAUAACCCUGAGACCGUCAGCACGGACUACGAUGAAGCUGAUAGACUUUAUUUUGAAAAUAUAACUCUCGAACGAGUGUUGGAUAUAUAUGAGAUCGAAAAUUCGAAUGGUGUAAUUAUUUCGAUGGGUGGCCAAAUUCCUAAUAACAUUUCGUUGCCAUUGCAUCGUCAAAAUGUAAAAAUCUUAGGAACUUCCCCAGAAAUGAUAGAUACCGCCGAGAAUCGAUAUAAAUUUUCUCGUAUGUUGGAUCAAAUUGGAGUUGACCAACCGGAAUGGAAAGAAUUAACAAGUCAUGAGGAGGCUCAUGCUUUCUGCAAAACAGUACAGUUCCCAGUUCUGGUACGACCUUCCUAUGUGUUGUCCGGUGCCGCUAUGAAUGUAGUUUAUUCCUCGGAUGACCUAUCUAAUUAUCUUAGUCAAGCCACAGCAGUUUCGCGAGAACAUCCAGUUGUUAUAUCGAAGUAUAUUGAAGAAGCGAAAGAAAUAGAAAUGGACGCUGUAGCUUUGGAUGGAAGACUGGUAAUGCACGUGAUAUCAGAACACGUUGAAAAUGCCGGUGUUCAUUCAGGAGAUGCAACACUUGUUUUGCCACCUCAAGAUCUUGAUCCUGAAACCGUGAAAAAAAUAGAGUUGGCAACUCAACAGAUUGGGAAUGCGCUUAAUGUGACUGGUCCUUUUAAUAUCCAGUUUAUUGCCAAGAAUAAUGAUAUCAAAGUAAUAGAGUGUAAUGUUCGUGCUUCAAGGUCAUUCCCCUUUGUAUCUAAAGUAAUUGGAGUAGAUUUAAUAGAGAUGGCCACACUUGCAAUUUUGGGAGUUCAAUUUGAACAUUAUCCGUCACUCAAUUUACCCAAAAAUUACGUGGCUGUCAAAGUUCCACAAUUUAGUUUCAGUCGAUUAUCUGGUGCUGAUCCUGUAUUGGGUGUUGAAAUGGCGUCGACUGGAGAAGUCGCAUGUUUUGGUCGUGAUAAAUAUGAAGCUUACCUCAAGGCAUUGAUAUCAACAGGAAUGACUAUCAACAUGCCCCGGAAAAAUGUAUUGCUUUCUAUUGGCUCCUUCAAAGAAAAGAAUGAGAUGUUACAAUCGGUUCAAAAGCUUCACAAUAUGGGUUUCAAUUUAUUUGCCACUUCCGGUACGGCUGAUUUUAUUCAAGAACAUGGUCUACCAGUAAAAUACUUGGAAUCACUAGAAGAAUCCGAACACGAGCUCAAGUCAGAAUAUUCACUUCAGCAACAUUUGGCGAAUAACUUGAUUGAUCUGUAUAUCAAUUUACCAUCGAAAAAUAAGUUUCGACGUCCAGCGAGUUAUAUGAGCAAAGGUUACCGUACGCGUAGAAUGGCUGUGGAUUAUGAUGUUCCGUUGAUUACGAACGUUAAAUGCGCGAAAUUAUUUGUGGAGGCUCUGUCGCGCUUAACUACUUUUGAAAUUUUGGAUAUCGAUUACAAGACAAGUCACAAACGAGUCACAUUACCGGGUCUCAUUAAUAUUUCAGCAUUUAUACCUCAUGUUAGCGAACCCGGUCAUGACGACUUUGCACAAGUUACAAGAGCGUGUCUCUCAGCCGGAUUUACUACGAUCAACGUAUUACCUAUUGGGUUAACGGGUUCAUUGCAUGACUCGCAAACUAUCUCUGCAGCACGUACCAAUGGUAGUCGUAAUUCUUAUUGUGAUUUUUCUUUAGCUGUAGCUAUUACGGAGAACAAUUAUCAGGAGUUGAGAAAGGUGAUCCCCGACGUAAUCCUGUCGUUCAUUCCAUUUUCAAAUCCUCAAUGUGACGAGCUUCCAACCGUGGACACUAUCAAAACACAUUUUAGAUCUUGGCCUUCUCAUAUGCCCAUAGUAACUGAUGCUAAGGGAAAGGAUUUGUCGCAUAUCUUGUUUGUAGCCGAUUUGCUCGAACGUGUCGUGCAUAUUACAAACGUAAGCACAAAGGAAGACAUUGAAUUGAUUACGCUAAGCAAAGAAAGGGGAAAAAAAGUUACAUGCGAUGUUUCGGUGUACGCACUAUUUUUGAAUACCGACGAUACAAAUGAAAGUACGAAUAUCUUGCCAACCCCAUCAGGCCAAGCAGCUCUAUGGGAGCACUUGGAGGAAAUUGAUUGUUUUUCCAUAGGAGUUAUCCCAUACCAACUUUCAAAAAUAAUUGGUACGGAUGUUGAGGCAUGCACUGGCGUUGAAGAAACGUUGUCACUGCUUACAAAUGCCAUUAAUGAAGGACGAUUGACUUUGGAAGAUGUUAAAAAACGUCUCUACACUAAUCCUCGUAAGAUUUUUAAUCUACCCGAACAACCGGAUACCUUUGUAGAAGUAGAGAUUGACAGAAAAACCAUAGUUUCUCGGAAAGGACAAUGUUCUCCAUUCUCUGGAAAAAUGUUGCGUGGUACUGUCAGUCGUGUAGUUUUAAGAGGAGAAACAGUUUAUCUGGAUGGAGGGUUUUAUUCCACAGAUACAAUCGGAAAAGGAGUGAAGCAUGUGAUUGUGAAAACGCCUGUUACAAAAGAAUCGUUUACAAUUAAGGAUUCGACACAAGCUCAGUUACAACAGUCUAACCCAGAUGUCACUUCGCCACCGCUUGGACCCAGAGAAAUUAGCACAAAAUUAGUUGUUCCAGAAUUAACCAUCGAAAGACCUGAAAUACCAACUCAUUCGUCUUUUUUGCGAAAAGAUAUUCUUACAGUGAAAGAAUUCACGCGGAACGAUCUUCAUUUAUUAUUUGGUGUCGCUCAUGAAAUGCGCACGUUGGUGGAACGAUAUGGGAUGAUUGACCUACUUAAAGGUCGCGUAUUGGUUACAUUGUUUUACGAACCGUCCACAAGAACAUCGGCAUCUUUUCAAGCCGCGAUGUACAGAUUAGGUGGGCGAGUUGUCUCUAUUAAUGCAGAUACCUCAUCGGCCACCAAAGGUGAAACGCUGGAAGAUACAAUUAGAACAGUAGGAUCAUACGGAGACAUUAUCGUGAUGAGACAUCCUGAUGUUGGAAGUUCAAAGACUGCGGCAAAUUUUUCAAAGGUUCCCAUAAUAAAUGCGGGAGAUGGAAUUGGUGAACACCCUACUCAGGCACGUUAUUUACAUUAUCCCGCAUUUCUUGACGUGUAUACAAUUCGUGAAGAAUUGGGAACCGUGAACGGCUUGACCGUGACUAUCGUUGGUGAUCUGAAAAAUGGUCGAACAGUUCAUAGUCUAGUUCGAAUUUUAUCACAAUACCAGGUUACUCUAAAUUAUGUUAGUCCGGAUUCAUUACGUAUGCCAAGUGCUGUCAAGACGGAAGUUCGUAAGAUGAGUGCUAUAAAACAAACGGAAUAUACUGAUUUGCAAGAUGUGAUUGCAGACACAGACGUGCUCUAUGUGACACGAAUUCAACGUGAACGCUUUGUUAAUCAAGAAGAAUACGAACGAGUUAAAAAUGCCUACAUUAUAAAUAAUGCCACUUUGGUCAAUGCUAAACCAAAUAUGAUUAUCAUGCAUCCGCUUCCACGAAUGAACGAAAUUAGCCAAGAGGUCGACUUUGAUGAUCGUGCUGCUUAUUUCCGGCAAAUGAAAUAUGGAAUGUUUGUGAGAAUGGCUUUACUUGCUCUG